Messenger RNA from Epithele typhae, 1041 nucleotides. RefSeq names its product glycosyl hydrolase family 61-domain-containing protein. Bases 1 to 1041 code for a protein of 346 amino acids. The record is from RefSeq and is a predicted model, not a curated record. Gene Ontology annotation, biological process: carbohydrate metabolic process. Gene Ontology annotation, molecular function: cellulose binding. Lineage: Eukaryota; Fungi; Basidiomycota; Agaricomycetes; Polyporales; Epitheliaceae. Gene Ontology annotation, cellular component: extracellular region. The transcript has 7 exons.
AUGUUCGCGAAACUCGCUCUCCUCGUGACCUUCGUCGCGGGCGCCGCUGCCCACGCUACGUUCCAGGAGUUGUGGAUUAACGGCGUCGACCAAGGGUCGUCCUGCGUGCGUCUGCCGGCCAGCAACUCCCCGGUAACCAGCGUCACGAGCAACGACAUUGCGUGCAACGCCAACGCGGCCUCGAGCAAGGGCGUGUGCCAGGUCAUGCCGGGAGACUCAGUGUCGGUCGAAAUGCACCAGCAGCCAGGAGACCGCUCGUGUGCAAACGAGGCGAUCGGCGGUGACCACUUCGGCCCCGUUCAGAUCUACAUGGCCAAGGUCUCCGACGCGACGUCCGCCGUUGGCUCCUCCGCCGCAUGGUUCAAGGUGACCGAGAUGGGUAUGCCCUCGAUGGCGCCCGACUACUGGGCUACUGAGGUCCUGAACAACAACUGUGGCCACUUCACGUUCACGGUCCCGUCGGGCAUCGCCCCUGGCAACUACCUCAUUCGCGCCGAGGUCAUCGCUCUCCACGUCGCGAGCACUCUCGGUCAAGCCCAGUUCUACAUGUCCUGCUACCAGAUCAACGUUGGCGGCUCCGGCACGGCGUCGCCCCCCACCGUCAAGUUCCCCGGUGCCUACAGCGCCUCUGACCCUGGCAUCCUCAUCAACAUCUACACCCAGCUCAACAGUUACAUCAUCCCGGGACCUACGCCCUAUGCGUCGACCUCCCCCACCGUCGCCACGACCCCCUGGCCGACGACCGCGACCUGGAACACCGCCCUCCAGCCAUCGACCGUCCCCACCGCCGUGCCGACCGUCUCCGGCAGCGCCCCGCCUGCGUCGUCGUCCUCCGCGUCGACGACGACAGUUGCUUCGAGCACGUCGAAGACCACGUCCUCGAGCACGACGAAGACCACGUCCUCGACCGUCGCCUCGUCGACGCCCACGUCGGGCUCCGGCACCGUUGCGAAGUACGGCCAGUGCGGCGGCACCGGCUACACGGGCCCGACGGUGUGCGUGUCCGGGUCGACGUGCUCGGUCCUCAACCCCUGUGAGUGA